Messenger RNA from Volvox carteri f. nagariensis, 1815 nucleotides. RefSeq lists its product as uncharacterized. Gene Ontology annotation, biological process: protein import into peroxisome membrane. Gene Ontology annotation, cellular component: peroxisomal membrane. Gene Ontology annotation, molecular function: protein-macromolecule adaptor activity. The transcript has 11 exons. The record is from RefSeq and is a predicted model, not a curated record. Lineage: Eukaryota; Viridiplantae; Chlorophyta; Chlorophyceae; Chlamydomonadales; Volvocaceae. Bases 1 to 1815 code for a protein of 604 amino acids.
AUGACAGCGGGAGGAAUAGGAGGAAUUCGCGGUGUUUCGCAGUGUUUUUCGAAAGCGCUUGGUAUAAAUCCUCACUUCAUUUUUAUGGUGAGCAGAGUUGGCUUUACAAGUUUGCGUAACUCAAUUGAUGCACGUAAAAUAUUGCUGAGGCGCUUGACUUGUGUGGGCUUCAGACGCAAGCGUUUAAUCGUGGGCUUUGCGGCCGGAGCUGUGGGAGCCGCAGCUGCCUACUACUGGUGGACUGGCUACAAUAAGACGAAACUCGAGCAACAGAGGAGUGUCGAAAAGGAGCUGUCGGCCAUUCUGCGUGGGGCUGCUCUGCACCAUGGCGGUGACGGCAGUGGCGCCAGCGCCGACGCUGGCGGCGAUACGGAUGGCGAUGACUGCGGCUCGCCCGAUCUUGACGAGUCUCUGGACAGCCACUUCAAUUACAUCCAGAAAGUUUCUGCCCCGCAGGAAUUGUCGAACCUGUUGCCCCGCAUUCAAGCGACCUUAAUGAAGCUGACGGAAGUGGCCUUGGUCAAGCAGCUGCAGCAGCAGGUGAUUGCGGGUGGCAGCCGCAGCGGCGGUGUGCAGCAGCAGCUGCGGCUGCUGGCGCGGCUCUGCUUUGGACGCACCGUAGCGGCGGCCUUUCUUCUGCCCCUCAUGGACUUAUGCGUACGGACUAAGCUCAAUAUUAUUGGUAAGGCUUCUUGGGGCAAGAGAUGGGCGGUAGUGAAGGCUGCGUGGGAAGGAUGGCCACAGAAGAAUCUGUGUAGCCAGUGGAUGCCCGGACGACACUUGUUUCUGCAGGAGAAGUUUUCCAAGCUGCGGCAGCCGGCCGCGCCCGCGGCUCGAAUGCGGCUCCCGCCCCGGUUGACCACCGCAGCAGUAGAGGCGUUCCUGGCCUGUGAGCAGCUCGCGGAGCGGGGUUGUGCUUGGCUGGUGGACCAGGCCAUGCUAUCGGUCGACCAGGUGCUGGAGGGUAUUCCCAUGGAUGCGAAUGUCACUCCCGAGGAGCUGGCGGAGAUGGUGCAGGCCAUGGCGACGUGUCUGGGGCAGGCCGUCAACGCCGCCGGGGCCCUGUCUCCCACCGGCUGUGCCUGGGUGGACACGAUUGUGGGGCCCACGGCGGCGGCGGCGGUAGGUGUGGACGCCGCCGCAGCCACAGGCAGCGCGGAAGCCUACCGGCGGGCCUUAUCUAAUGCUGCCAUGGUGGAGGAGCUGGAGUCGGAGUUGCGGCGAGUGUUGUGCAACUACCGCUUCGGUGAGGCGCUGCACGCUGCGGUCAGCCAGUGUUUGAGCACCUGUGCAGCGCACAUCCACGCAACCUUUAUCUCCCAGGCGGCUCAGGCUCAGCAGCAGCAACAACAACAACAACAACAAAGUCAACCGCCGGUGGCUGGUCCUCCCAGUCCAACACUGCCUCAGGGCCCUGACGCGCCUGAGGGUGGCCAGCCCAGCACGUCUGAGCGGCAGGGCGCCGUGUCGCCAUUCGCCACAGCCUCGCAAUGCUGCAGGGCCCCUUCCUCCGAGAGCGAAGGCGUGGACGACGGCCGGCGUAGUGAAGAGGUGGAUCGGAUAGAUGAGGUGUCACCGGCACCGGGGCCGCCCCCCCCUACAUCACCGUUGCGCAACGGCAGCAGGGCUGCGUCCUUGGCGGCGGCGGCUGUGGCGGCGAUGCAACCGCGGCCGCUAGCGCGCUGCCUGAAGGCGGUUCAAGGCGCAUGUGAGCCGCUUUUUGUGGAUGCUCGAGAAGUGUCGGCGCGCAUCGCCGUCCUGCCGCCCGUCAUGUCGCUGUGCGCCGUGGCCUUUGCGGCACCUCUGGAAUUGUAG